AUUAUUAUCGCCAUGGAUCCUACGCGAGCUUUCGUCAAAAACGUUAAACGUGUUGUCGUUAAGGUUGGAACGGCCGUUGUUACCCGAGAUGAUGGAAGAUUAGCCGUUGGUCGACUUGGAGCUAUUUUUGAACAGCUUGAAAAGUUGAACUCCCGAGGCUUUGAUAUCAUUUUAGUUACUUCAGGAGCUGUUGGAGCCGGCCGCCAAAGGCUUAAAUAUAGGAAAAUGAUCAACAGCAGUUUUGCUGAUCUCCAAAAACCACAAGUUGAACUUGAUGGAAAGGCCUGUGCAGCUGUGGGCCAAAAUGGUUUGAUGGCCUUGUAUGAUACUCUAUUCAGCCAGUUGGAUGUGACCUCCUCUCAACUUCUUGUCACGGAUAAUGAUUUCAAAAAUGCAGAUUUCAGGGUGCAACUUUGUCAAACAGUUGAUUCAUUGUUGGAUCUUAGGAGUAUCCCGAUUUUUAAUGAAAAUGAUGCAAUUAGUACAAGGAGAGCUCCUUAUGAGGAUUCUUCUGGUAUUUUCUGGGAUAAUGACAGUUUGGCCGCACUGCUGGCCAUGGAAUUGAAGGCAGAUCUUCUUGUGUUGUUGAGCGAUGUUGAUGGUCUAUACAGCGGUCCCCCCAGUGAUCCAAGAUCAAAGUUAAUCCAUACAUAUGUUAAACAAAAGCAUCAAAAGGCAAUCAGUUUUGGAGACAAGUCAAGGAUGGGAAGAGGUGGAAUGGAUGCAAAAGUCAAAGCUGCAGCUAAAGCAGCUUAUUCUGGUACACCUGUUGUUAUUGCAAGUGGCUUUGCUGCCAAUAACAUCAUAAAGGUUUUGAAUGGAGAACGUGUGGGUACUCUGUUUCAUAAAGAUGCACAUAUGUGGAUUCCUGUUACUGAGAUUGGUCCACAUGAGAUGGCGGUUUCAGCACGUGAAGCCUCUAGACGCCUUCAGGCACUAACAAGUGACGAAAGAAAGAAGAUUCUGUUAGAUGUAGCUGCUGCAUUGGAGGCAAAUGAACAGUUUAUCAUGCUUGAGAAUGAUGCCGAUGUUGAAACUGCACAAGAGUCAGGAUAUGAUGAAGCUUUAGUAGCUCGAUUGGCUUUAAAACCUAGCAAGAUCCGCGCUCUUGCAGAAUCUGUGCGUAGACUAUCAGAAAUGGAUGAACCUAUUGGUCAAAUUCUGAAAAGAACAGAGCUUUCAGAAGGGCUCAUCUUAGAGAAGAAGACAUGUCCUUUAGGCGUUCUACUCAUUGUUUUUGAGUCUCGCCCUGAUGCAUUAGUUCAGAUAGCUUCAUUGGCUAUCCGUAGUGGAAAUGGUCUGCUACUGAAAGGAGGGAAAGAAGCUAAAAGGUCAAAUGCAAUAUUGCACAAGGUCAUCACUUCUGCUCUCCCGGAAACUGUUGGAACAAAACUAAUUGGACUAUUAACAUCAAGAGAGGAAGUCCCUGAACUGCUGAAGUUGGAUGACGUGAUAGAUCUUGUGAUCCCUAGAGGCAGCAAUAAACUUGUGUCCCAAAUAAAGAACUCGACCAAAAUUCCAGUUCUCGGUCAUUCUGAUGGAAUUUGCCAUGUAUAUGUGGAUAAAGCUGCUAACUUGGAGAUGGCGAAGAAGAUUGUAUUGGAUGCAAAAACAGACUAUCCAGCAGCUUGUAAUGCUAUGGAAACACUACUUGUGCACAAGGACUUAUUAGCUAGCGGAGGGCUGCAAGAGCUUGUUCAAGAACUCGAACAGCAAGGUGUUACACUAUUUGCUGGGCCAAGAGUAAAUGGUUCGGUUAACCUCUCUAAGGCAAAUACACUGCAUCACGAGUAUAGCUCCAAGGCUUGCACAAUUGAAAUAGUGAACAAUGUUGAUGAGGCCAUAGAACAUAUACAUAGUUAUGGAAGUUCUCACACUGAGUGUAUUGUUACUGAUGACCACGAUGUCGCUGAACAUUUUCUAAGCCGGGUUGACAGUGCUGCAGUUUUUCACAAUGCAAGCACAAGAUUUUGUGAUGGUGCACGGUUUGGGCUUGGAGCUGAGGUUGGAAUCAGUACAAGCAAAAUCCAUGCACGCGGGCCAGUCGGAGUAGAGGGACUGUUAACAACACGAUGGGUCUUGAGAGGCAAGGGGCAAGUGGUGGAGGGUGACAAAGGAGUCGUUUACACCCACAAAGACCUUCUAUCCACCUCCAACGGAUUCUAGAUAACCGUCAUUGUUUCACUUAUAUCGCCUGAUAUUCUUUUUAUGUUUGAUUAGGACCUCAACUACACUACAACUGGCAUUGUUUUAAUAAUGUAAUAGCGACAUCCUGGUAACAUAUUUCCAUCAUGUAUUAAGCAUUUGUAUGAAGUUUUUCAUCUUACUCAAUAUAGAUAGGUCUUAAGGCUUUGUGCGGGUUUCUAAAUGACAUAAUGUAUUU
Messenger RNA from Erigeron canadensis, 2383 nucleotides. Its product is annotated as delta-1-pyrroline-5-carboxylate synthase-like. The transcript is spliced from 20 exons. The record is from RefSeq and is a predicted model, not a curated record. The coding region runs from base 13 to 2166 and encodes 717 amino acids. NCBI's taxonomy places the organism in Eukaryota, Viridiplantae, Streptophyta, Magnoliopsida, Asterales, Asteraceae. Gene Ontology annotation, cellular component: cytoplasm. Gene Ontology annotation, molecular function: glutamate 5-kinase activity; ATP binding; glutamate-5-semialdehyde dehydrogenase (NADP+) activity.